AUGUCGGACUCUGAAGAGCUGCUAAUGAGCAGCAGAGCGCGCAGAUCCAAUGCUGGUAACAAAAUGCAGAAACUGAUUGAUCAAGAGCGUCAAGAAAUGCAGGAAAAAACGGCCAAUUUGGAUGACGAUGAGAUCUACCUAUUAUUUCAGGAAGACGAGGACGACGAGGAGUUUCGGGCCGACUCAAAGCGUGGCAAGGACGAGGACGAAAGACUCUCGGAGUCUGACGAUGAAAGUGAGGGCGAGGACGACGAAGAAGCGGGGGAACGAGAGCUUGAAAGACAAGAACGCAAGAAACGCAAACAAACUCGCAAAUUCAGUGCUCCAGUGAUUCGAAAGCGAGCUAAACCGAGUGAGGAUGUAGUUAAACCACAGUAUGAGCAGCCAAAAGCAGACAGCUUGCUUCUUGACAAUCGCAGAACGUCCAAAAGAUCGUCAGUCGUUGCAAACAAGCUACAGAUCUACGAAAAGUUGGCUCAGGCUGAGAAGAAAAGAGAGAAGAUACAGAACCGUUUGAGGCAGACAAAGGCGAAAAUGGCCUAUGUGGAGCUUACUCAAGAAGAGAGGCUGCGACAGGCCGAAGAAACGGAAUUGAUCAACACCCAGAGUCUCACGAAAUUUAGAGAAGAGGAAAUCUUUAAGAAAGAAACUCGCAUUGCCAUGAACUUGCGUAAAAAGGCAAAAUUUGCGGUGGGCCAGAUCAUGAUUCGUGUCAACACGACGGCGUGGGCUGUUACGCCAAUCAUGGAGAUCAAAGAUCGUGAAUACUGGGAGCAGCAACUGGGAAAACGACAUAAAAAGAAGAAAAAGUACACCAGACGCAAGAAAGACAAGGAUGAGAAGAAUGAGAAAAAGAGCCCGGAUGCUCCUAGCGUGGGAAAUAAAGACAGGGAUCAGCCAAGCUCGGUGGAUAAAACACAAUGCCCAAACGACUUGUCUCAACAGACUGGGCUCAAUCAAGCGAGUGUCGGAAACGGAAUCGAAUGUACAGGUUCAGAUCAGAAAGGAGGUUCACCGCAGCCAAGGAAUGACGUUGAAUCCUCAUUCUCACCGCCCGUCUGCGAGAAUAUACAAGGUGAUACUAGCCGGCUAGUUGAACCAGAUUUGAAGACAGACGUGCAGCAAGACUCGGCACCCACCCAACAAAAUAUUCAGGAACAAUCUAGCGAGACACUACUACCACCGAGUGAUAAACCUUCCAUUAAGGAGGAGUCGGAUGUUCCAAAAGCGAGCGUCGGCUGCGAGCUCCCAGCCCCCUCAGAACCUGUAGAUGCCAACGGUAAAGAGGAAACACCUUCUUCCAAGCAAGUUUCUUUUGCUUCAGAAACAGAUGUUACCACGUUUGACCACUCCCUUCCGUCAAACACGCCGUUGUCAAAGGAGCACUCGUUAGAGCCGGAGUCCUCGCGACAGAAUUCUGAAGAACCUCUCGACGAAAUUGAAGGAAAUACAGAUGCCUUUGAGGUUUUCGAAGGCCCUGAACAGUUAGUUGGCCGGAAUUUUGUCACCUUAUAUUCCUAUCCUGAGGAAAACCUAACGGUACACGAUAUAAGGCCCUUCUUUUUCGGUUCUCAGUGGGCGCGCCCUUUGAACUCUCGCUCAGAGGACGUUGAAACUAUUGCCAAGAUCUAUAAUGAGCAAAACGAAGAUGAAUGGAUGGAUGUUAACUCUACUUUAAUUCCAGAUACUUUGGUAUUUGACACUUUCCCCAGUUUUGGAGAAUACGACAAGAAAGUGUCAACCGAAAUCGCUGAGGAAACUGACACCAAACUGAAACUAGAGAUAAAGACUGCAGCUCCUGCUGGUGUCAUUCUACCCAAUGGUGUUCGGAAGAAGUGUUUGAUUACAAACAGAGACUGUCAAUACUUCGAUCCAAAAAAUGGUGUUCCUUAUGCGGAUGUUGAGUCCUACAAAAUUGUUCAGGAGCUGCAGGAUCCGAUUGGGGAGGGAAAUUCUGAUACGCAACCAUCGCCUCAGUUUAAGUGGUUUGGGUUUGCCCGCGGUGGUAUUUUCCUGGAUGUGAAGCAACCGGCCGCAAAGGGCGUGCCAGAAGGAUUUUGA
This is a messenger RNA of Lachancea meyersii CBS 8951, 2061 nucleotides long. NCBI's taxonomy places the organism in Eukaryota, Fungi, Ascomycota, Saccharomycetes, Saccharomycetales, Saccharomycetaceae. The record is from the annotation of a GenBank genome assembly.